Molecule: messenger RNA, 2375 nt
Organism: Pistacia vera
Lineage: Eukaryota; Viridiplantae; Streptophyta; Magnoliopsida; Sapindales; Anacardiaceae
Product: pentatricopeptide repeat-containing protein At1g73400, mitochondrial
Exons: 2
Coding region: 155-1858 (567 amino acids)
Molecular function (GO): protein binding
Source: RefSeq, a predicted model, not a curated record
GUCGUCUUCAGCGUAAAGCAGGCAGCCGAGCUUCAAGUGAGUAACCCUUCUCCUUCCUCUCCUUCAACGCCAUUAAAACUUGCUUUACCGAUUCAUUUCAAUCAAUACAAGUAUUCGCACUCUCAAGCCAGCUUUUAAUUUCAUAUUUUGCCUAAUGAGGAGGCUUUUCCCAUAUUUAUUUUCUGCAAAGAAGAUCCAGUUUUUAUCCUCCUCAAGCUACGCAAACGUUAGAGCACUUAUUGAGAAUCCAAUAUUUAAUGCUUCAUCUUGUAGCGAAAGACCAUUAGUAACAAACCCAGGCUUAUAUUUUCUCAAAUUGCCCCCCUUUGAUCCGCGUUUAUUUUGUUCACAAAUUCUGCCUAGUUCAUUAGGUCAAACUUCUGAUUGUGAAUGUGAAGAAAGCGAAGUUAAAAACAAGGGUUUGGUGAGUGAUGUUUCUAAGUUGUAUGAAAUUAUUGUGGAAAAUUGUAAUGGGUACGAUAAAAUGGAGAAAGCACUGGAUAGUGUUGGAGUUGAGUUGAGCACUGAUUCUGUUGUUGAGGUUCUUCAAAGGUUUCAUCUUGAGGAGAAAAUAGCAUUUAGAUUCUUUAUGUGGGCUGGUCAGCAGGAGAAUUAUGCUCAUGAGGCGAAAGCAUAUAAUCUUAUGAUGGAUAUACUGUCUAGUACUAAGUAUAAGGUGAAACAGUUUCGGAUAAUUUGUGAUAUGUUAGAAUACAUGAAGAGGAAUGAGAAGAAUGUUGUUCCGGUUGAUGUGUUGUUAUUGAUUUUGAGACGAUACACAGAAAAGCAUUUGACUCAUGUUCAGAAAUUCGCUAAGAAGAAGAAGAUAAGGGUGAAGACACAGCCGGAGAUUAAUGCUUUUAACUUGCUGUUAGAUGCUUUAUGUAAAUGUAGCCUUGUUGAGUAUGCUGAGGCUAUGUGUAAGAGGGUGAAGAACAAGAUUAAACUUGAUGGUAAUACCUAUAAUAUUUUGUUUUUUGGAUGGUGUAGGGUUAGAGACCCUAAACAAGGAAUGAAGGUACUUGAAGAAAUGAUUCAAAUAGGUCAUACCCCUGAUAAUUUUACUUACAACACUGCCAUUGAUACCUUUUGCAAAGCAGGGAUGGUGACGGAAGCUGCUGAACUUUUUGAGUUCAUGAGAACAAAAGGUUCAACUAUUUCUUCUCCAACCGCGAAAACUUAUGCAAUCAUGAUUGUGGCCCUUGUACAGAAUGAUAGAAUGGAAGAAUGCUUUAAGCUUUUGGGGCAUAUGAUUGACAGUGGUUGCCUUCCUGAUGUUACAACAUACAAGGAAUUUAUUGAAGGGAUGUGUUUGGCCGGGAAGGUUGAGCAAGCUUACAAGUUCUUGGAAGAGAUGGGCAACAAAGGUUUCCCUCCUGAUAUAGUUACUUAUAACUGUUUUCUCAAGGUCCUCUGUGACAAUAAAAAGAGCGAGGAGGCGCUAAGGCUUUAUGAAAGAAUGAUUGAAGUCGGUUGUUUUCCCAGUGUACAGACUUAUAAUAUGCUAAUUUCAAUGUUUUUUGAGCUGGGUGAACCUGAUGGCGCAUUGGAGACUUGGCAUGAGAUGGAUAAGAGAGGCUGUGCACAGGACACUGAUACUUAUUGUGUAAUGAUUGAUGGGCUUUUUGAUUGCAACAAAGUGGAAGAAGCAUGCUUUCUGUUGGAAGAAGUUGCGGACAGGGGAUUAAAAUUGCCAUACCGGAAAUUUGACUCUUUCCUGAUGCAGCUUUCAGUGAAUGGUAAUCUUAAAGCCAUCCACAAACUUUCAGAGCAUAUGAGGAAGUUCUACAAUCCUUCUAUGGCAAGACGUUUUGCACAGAAUCAAAAGCAAAUUAGCAGGAGCUUAAGAGUGAAGUAAAAAGAUUUGAAACUAAUCAAUUAACCUUCUGUUCUGGUUAGCUAUGCAAACAGUUUUGAUUUAGUCUAUAUAGUGCUACCUGUGAAAAUCUAUAACGAGCAAAAUGAAUGAAUUGUCAACACUGGAAUGCAAAACUUAUAGUCUUGCUGCAUUUUUGCAUGGAUCUUGAGAAGUCGCCUCGAAUGAGCUUUUGAAGGUGUCCCACAGAAUCAUGGAAAAUAGAUGUUUCUGUGGAAGAGCUCCUGUCAUAUCACAUUUGUUCCAAUACCUCUAAUCAUACGUACAUUUAUUCAAGAACAGGAGAUGAGACAUCAAGAAGAAGAGAGUACCCACCAUCCAUUUAUUUGUGACUGACUGGCUUUGGGGGCUCAUUUUCAACUGUAAAACUGUGCUCAGAAAAUGCUGUAGCGGUCACAUCUAUGGAGCCUGAUAGUGUUAGAUCAUGAUGACUUAGAUUAAUGAGAACUAUAUUUUCAUGGAUGAGCACCCCAUUACCAUUUUAUUGAGUGUUGAAAUA